AUGGACGGAUACCUCGGAACACCACAAGACACGCGGGCGCACCAGGCCGCGGCCAAAAUGGCGCCGGACGCCAGCAGCACAGACAGCCCAGCAAUAGGCCCAGCCAGAGAGGAGUCACUGACCCAAAUUGCAGCAGACUUGGCCACAAUAUCGGCAAACAUGAUGUCCAGGACGGAUAAAACAGAACUGCUGGCCGAAAUAAGAGCGGUUAUCAGAGAAGAGGUCAUGGAGGUGAGGAGAGACCUGACAGCACUGGAACGCAGGGUGGAGGAAUUAGAAGCAGAACGCGCCAAAAUCAUACAACACCGCCAAGCCACUGACACAGCCACUACUAGACAAGGCAAUGUCUUGUUGGAGCUAAGGAGGAAUUUGGAAGAUUUGGACAACCGCGGACGGAGGAACAACAUCCGC
This is a messenger RNA of Pelobates cultripes (western spadefoot toad), 411 nucleotides long. Lineage: Eukaryota; Metazoa; Chordata; Amphibia; Anura; Pelobatidae. The record is from the annotation of a GenBank genome assembly.